AUGUCGACCCAGACAAUUCGUCUGCGCCUCAGCAUCCGCAGACAUUCUGUCCCUGAAGUCAGACUCGUCUGGCCCUGCGUCGCAACCGAAGACCUUACCGUAUCGAAGCUUCUCGCGCUGGUUAAUGAAGUGGUGCCACUGGAGAGUGGUGAUUGGGGUCUCGAGGACUAUGUUGUCGAGCUGCCCGAUGAGAAGGGCGAUAGUUUCGAGCUGCUACAUUUCCAGCCCGUCGGCAAAGUCUUGAAGCAGGACGACCAAGUUUUAGUUAGAUCACUAUCCACCGACGAUUUAAGACGACGAAGACUUAGCGGACGACACCAAAUAUCCUACGAUGGCAAACAUCUUAUCGAUGGUCUUGCGUUUGGUAGGCCCUGGUUGAGGGCACCACGCGACCGUCCAGCGCUUGACCUACCCCCACGAAAGCGAGCACGUAUCACACACGAAGAAGAACUCGACGAAGACGAUGCUUCUUAUGCAGACGAGGAUGCUCAAUCGGAGCAGCUCUUGCUUGAAGAUUCGACCUCUUCAAAGGUGGAUGAACCAGGCAGUGUUCGUUUAAGGGCAAGAUUCGUGGACAUCGAUCAGCUUGACGAGGAGGACGAGGAGGAGCUUGACGAUGAACCCGAUUUUCAAUCUACAGGAAAUGUCCUCUUACAACAUGCAGUUGCCGAGAACGAUGACGAAGAGGAAGGCUCCGAAGCUAGCGAUGAGGAUGAGCUGGACGAAGAUCUUUCUGAUGAGCUAAGGCUUCUACAGGAGGAUAACGCUUUGGUUGAGCAAGUACCACAAGAGCAGCAAAGUCUGUCGGAAAACGAAGAUCAAGACCCGCAAGCCCUUCAACCUACAAACGCAUUUGACAUUUCAUGGCUUGACAAGAUGACUUCUCUACGGGCUGCGUUCCCUUUGACAUCGAUAUCUAUCAUCUCAGAUCAACUGGAACGAAACGGGAAAGAUUUGAGGACGACAUACCAUACCCUUGCUGCGACCAACAAGCCGAUGAUCAGCUUCGACGAAGCAAUGGAACGCGCUUUUCUAGGUUAUGGGAUUGAAGAACCUCAGCUAUCGGAUCAACAGAGCUCGGACGAAGAAGAGCCCGACAGUCAAGUGUUGCGUUUUCCAGGACAACCAGAACCUGCGAACCCCACCCGUCCACUAAUUCAAGAGGUAGACGAUGAGCAGUUCCCUCUGAGUGCCUCCAUCGGAUUAAACAAUGAGACAUCGAGGCCUCUGAUCAGUCUAGUGGAGGAGGAAGACGCCGAAACCUCAAGCUCUAGCAGCAGUUCGGGGUCGGACUCGGACUCGGAUUCUGACUCUGACGAGGAUAUGAUUGAGAAGCCAGAGCUGGAUUCCGAUAGUGAUUCCGAUGAUUCUGACGACGAUUCUGCUAACACCGGCCUGCCACCUUCGCUCCCUAACAAUAGGGAUGUGUCAAGCUCGGACGACUCAGACUCGAGCGAUUCUGAUUCCGAUUCCGAUUCGGACUCUGACUCCGACUUAAGCUCUAAUUCUACCAAGGCUGUUGGGGCUCUCAAAGACCCCGUUGGGAGUCACUCGGGUGACGGAAGCGACAGUUCUAGUGAUUCUGAUUCUAGCUCAAGUAAUUCUGACUCCGAGUCGGAACCGGAAGAAGUUUCGUCGAAAAAGGAGGCACAGACAAAGCAACCCCAAGCCCCUGUAGUAUCCGAACCAAAGCCUCUCAUUCAAGCUGUUGACUUAGUCUCGAAGCCUGUCGAAGAGACAAAGCCUCCCGGCGCUGGUUUGACAAGGACGAAGAAGAGAAACGCAAGGAGACGGGACUCCAAGCGUAUCAAGGCGAUGCAAAGCUUGGAAGAUACUCAAUCUCAGCCAUCUGCCAAUGGUACUACAAGUGAGGAAGCCGAGUUUCUGGCUCGGAAGCGGGCCCUCUUGAGCGUUGUCAGUGACGAGAACGAAGAUGUUCAAAGUCCGCCGAAAGACACGUCCGUCUCAGAGACUAGACCAAUGAUAGUUGAAGUUGAAACGGAGGAAACACCGGCAUCGACAACAAACCAGGAUGCAGCCUCAACAGAAGAAUCCCAUUCAACUCAGCGUCGCCACAAGGUCGAUAUGGGAGCUGGCCGACGACUUCUCCUCGGUGCUCUUGGGCUCAAAAACCCAAAAUCAAAGGCUGAUGAGGACAAAAUUCGUGCCAACUUGAUGAAGGAUGUAAAGUCUCUACAAAACCCUCGACUUCAGACUGCUGAAACCAAGAUCAACGGUGCUGAGCCGACAGUGGACCAAGAGGACGAGGACCCAGAAGCAUGGCGUAAAAAGAUCUCGUACCGGGCUGUCGAAUGCUGCCAAGAUGAUGUCACAUUGAGCGAACCACCAUUUCCAUUUGUGCAACGAUGGGACCCCCAACAGCAAUAUUCUGCGAGAAAGCGAAAGAGAAACUCUCAAAGCUUCAACGAUGAGACUUACUAUGAGGAAGAUUCUCAAUGGAACGGAGACGGGGACGAAGAGUGGAACGACAACAAUCAAGAGAAGAAAAAGAAAAAGAAGAAACGCAAGAGUAAGGGAGCCCACGACGGGGGAUAUGAAGAAGAAACACCCGAAAGCUCCUAUGGCGGGACAGGAGCGCAUGAUGACGAGGAUAUCGUGUUGAACUACGACGACAUACCGAGUAAACCCGAAGACAGUCAAUUUACGGACAUGGACGAUCUCCCUUCACUUCCUUCAGAUCUCAGUACCCUUCCAAGCCUCGAAUUCUCCCAAACCAAACCAGGCAUGGUCAUCACCUGGAAACAGUUGCUUCUGUCCAAAGCAACUAAAUGGCAACCCGAAAUGGUUCCCAUGACAGGCCUUAUUCUGUCCAUAAGUGAGGAUAGAUACUUACACGUGGUGCUGGCAAAGAGAGACCGGGACGAAAACGACAAAGAGUACGAUGAGCACACGGGCCAACGAGUCUAUGCAAAGUUUGAAGCGCCAGACUUUGACGACGAUAAUGAGGAGGAGGACGAUGGACGAAGAGAGAUUUCCUGGGCAGAGAUGUCCGACCCGAGACUGGUCCAGCCCGAGCCGUCAGCCAACAAUUCGGAAACCAUUGCCAAGAGCACAGAGGUUUCAACCGAAAGUACCAAACCCGUUCAGGAUACAGAUUCUACGGCACACAUCAAGGUUAGCACGAGAAGAGAUCCUGAUGAGACUAUGGCUGAGGAGUUAGAUACGCAGAAAGUGAGAGCCGAGGUGGAGGCCGAUUUGAAGGAACGAGAAGCUGCAGGCCAGCCCUCAGAAACCGACAAGUUAACCUCGAUCCCUUCUGGCCAACAGCCACCACGGCUCGAAUUGACGGGCGACGCAGACGACAGCCCGAUCACCAGUUUUAUUCGACCUAUUGAUACACCGAGUGAUAUGACUGACAGUCCUACCCAACAACUUCGGGAAACUCUACGAGCCGCUAUCGUUCGGGAGCGAAUUUCUUUGAUUCAUGAUUCAGCGGGUUGUUCAAAUAGUAAUGAGGAGGAGACAGAAAUUAAUGGGUUGGGUGGAGCGAAAGAUGUUAAAGACCCCGAAGAGCUGGUGCAUACAGUUGAGGCUGGCUGGGAUACAAUUGUUCCUGACAGUCUACCAUCGCCAGAACUUCCACCACUUCCUACGAAAGACGACAUCCCUGUGGACCAUCAUCUGCUUGUGGUGCCGUCGUCUGCGGGUAGUAUUCACAGCAGGCGACAGCCACCAUCGGUCAGCGGUCUUGAAGAUCUUCCUGAGGAACGAGUUGAGGGCUCAGUUGGGGCGGAAAUAAAUGACGAAUCUCGCAAGCGAUCCCCAAGUCCUCAAAUAACGACUGUGUCUGUAAGGAGUAGCAGUCCUUUUCCUUCCUUGGAAGAAAUUUUCCACACAGCAAGGCAGACACAAAGCCCAGCGAAGUUCUCGCAGCGGUCAGUGGCUCGAUUUGUGAAGCCUGAGAAAGGAGAUCUGGAAUACCACGAGGCAAUGCGGAAAUUAGAUGAGGGCGAGGAAGAGUCUGAUCGUUCGCCUGAUCGCAACAAAUCUUUACGGAGCCUGUUCCCACAUUCAACACAGUCAGAUCUCAAAGAGGGCAGUCCUUUGCGACGUUCAUUUAAGAGUGAGGUGUCGAAGAUUGAUGUGCCCGAAGCUGAGCAUAUUGCAACACCACCAGCAUCGCAAAAGAUCAAACGAGAAGCGCAUUUCACGGUACCGGAAGCCAGCCAGGUUAUUGAACUGAGCUCAAGCCCAUCAUCCGUACAAUUCACCGAAGACUAUGCUCAGGACAGUGAAGACGAGACUUAUCAGGAUCAAGAUACUCCGCUGCCACAGGGUGAAGGCUGGGUACAGAAGAACGUCAGCAAAGUCGAGACACGAAGCCGAGGGAAGAGUCUUCCAGCGAAAGCUUCAACAACUACAACGACUUCAACGAACAAGACGACAAGUGUGCAAACCCGGACUGUUCGCGGGCGGACAUCACUUCCACCUGCUCGCGAUGUAACCGCGAGCGCCUUCAGUCAGAUCAGAGGACGUAGGAAGUCAACGCGCAAGUUCUGA
Molecule: messenger RNA, 4521 nt
Organism: Fusarium sp. VM40
Lineage: Eukaryota; Fungi; Ascomycota; Sordariomycetes; Hypocreales; Nectriaceae
Source: the annotation of a GenBank genome assembly